This is a messenger RNA of Penicillium nucicola, 318 nucleotides long. RefSeq lists its product as uncharacterized. The transcript is spliced from 2 exons. The record is from RefSeq and is a predicted model, not a curated record. Bases 1 to 318 code for a protein of 105 amino acids. Lineage: Eukaryota; Fungi; Ascomycota; Eurotiomycetes; Eurotiales; Aspergillaceae.
AUGCGCCCAGUCAAUUAUUUUCCAACCAAUUUCGCCAUUGGCUCUAAGUAUAUGAACCGACUGGAACCUGAGCUGUCACUGCAGUUCGAUCCGCCGAAUCUGGAGGAGGCCGUUUGUCAAUACCAACGAUUCCUGCGUCGCACUGUCGACAAUAUGCGAGCUGGAAGGUUGAUAGAGGCUCGUGGACUUUUACAAGAAUUCUCCAAAUGGCUCGUGACAAAUGCGCGGCAUUUAGUUGAACGAGGGACCUUGGCCAGUUACUAUGGCCGUACCACAGAAGUCGCACUCCCAGGCAAGAACGUGAAUAGUGCGUAUUAG